CUAUUGUAGCUUCAACCAUUAGACUGACUCAGCUUUUAUAUUUGUUCUAUGAAUGUAAUGCAGCAGCAGAAAUUCUGAAGGUUGGAUCUUCAGUUUGAAAUUGUUUCAAUUCAUUAUCUCUGCUGCGAAAGGAUGUCGCCGAACAAUUCCCAAUAGUCUUUACACCAUGAAUCAACCAGUGAAGGAUCCUCUAUCAUCCAGAUUUACAUGGAGAAUCGAGAAUUUUUCUAGGUUGAAUACGGUGAAGCACUACUCGGAGAUUUUCAUUGUCGGCGGUUAUAAAUGGCGUGUGCUUAUUUUUCCAAAGGGGAACAAUGUGGAUCACUUGUCUUUGUAUCUAGAUGUUGCUGAUUCAGGAAGUUUGCCAUAUGGGUGGAGUAGAUAUGCGCAGUUUAGCUUGGUGGUGAUUAAUCAAAUUCAUACCAAGUACUCGGUGAGAAAAGAUACUCAACACCAGUUCAAUGCACGAGAAAGUGAUUGGGGUUUCACAUCCUUUAUGCCCCUUGGUGAACUCUAUGAUCCUAACAGAGGGUAUCUUGUGAAUGAUACUCUGAUAGUUGAAGCUGAGGUUAAUUUUCAUAGGGCUGUAGAUAACUCUGAAACUGCUAAUGCUGCGGACAAUCAACAAGUGGAGGAUUCUGAAACUGCUAAGGCUGCGGAGGCCACCAAGUCCCGCACUGAGGUCAUUAUGUCCAGUCUGAGCGCUGAGGUUGCCUUAUGUUCUAGUAAGUUAGCAGAAGCAGAGGCAAAGCUGAAGAGUUAUGAAUCAUCUGAGGUGGAUCAUAACUCCAGAGUUGAAUCCCUGGAGGCUGAACUGAUCAAGAAGCAGGCAGAGAAUGAGGCUUUGAAGAACCAAGCUAUUGCUUCAGAGCAAAAAGCUUCCAGCUCCGAACAGAAGGCUCUUUUCCUGGAGGCUGAACUGAUCCGUAAUGAAGCAGAGAAUGAGGUUUCGAAGAACCAAGCUAUUGCUUCAGAGCAAAAAGCUUCUAGGUCUGAACAAAAGGCUCUACUUCUGGCGCGGAUGAUUCUGAAGCGGGAUAAGUACUCAAAGGAUUUGUCUGAUGCUGCUUCCAAGCUCAUUGAAGAUUCCAGUGGCUCUGGGGAGUCUAAGGAUCAGGGUGCUGAUCCACUUCCGUUCCCUUCUUCAAGCUAGCCAAGACCAAGCUCCGGAUCACUUGGACUUGGACUGCUUUGAAUAUGGUAUUUGUUUCAUAUCUACAGAGUACGCAGAAUAUUAAGAAUUUGCAUGUUGAGGUUUUGAAGUUCCAAAGCUGUUGCUUUAGAAAGAAAGCUUCCAACGUUGAACAUAAUGUUCUUGUGUUCUUAUAGUUUGAGAAAUGUAUGUAUGUAUUUUUAUUUUUAAACAUAGUAUCUGAAAAUAACAAUAUAUUUAUUUUCAUUAUCUUAUUAUAAAUGCGAAAUAUUU
This is a messenger RNA of Pistacia vera, 1426 nucleotides long. RefSeq names its product MATH domain and coiled-coil domain-containing protein At3g58270-like. The coding region runs from base 167 to 1153 and encodes 328 amino acids. The transcript is spliced from 4 exons. The record is from RefSeq and is a predicted model, not a curated record. NCBI's taxonomy places the organism in Eukaryota, Viridiplantae, Streptophyta, Magnoliopsida, Sapindales, Anacardiaceae. Gene Ontology annotation, molecular function: protein binding.